Molecule: messenger RNA, 468 nt
Organism: Fraxinus pennsylvanica
Lineage: Eukaryota; Viridiplantae; Streptophyta; Magnoliopsida; Lamiales; Oleaceae
Source: the annotation of a GenBank genome assembly
AUGGACGAUGGCGAGGAAUUGACAGAACAGGAAACCACCCUUUAUGAUCGCCAAAUCCGAGUCUGGGGUGUCGAUACUCAACGAAGGUUGAGCAAAUCUCGCGUAUUUGUCAGUGGAAUCAAAGGUACCGUUGUUGAGUUUUGCAAGAAUAUUGUACUAGCAGGAGUAGGUAGUUUGACAGUAAAUGAUGAUCGUACGGUGACUGAGGAAUUGUUGUCUGCCAAUUUCUUAAUCCCUCCGGACGAGAAUGUGUAUAGUGGGAAAUCUAUUGCCGAGCUCUGUUGUGAUUCCUUGAAAGAUUUCAAUCCUAUGGUUCGUGUUUCGGUUCAAAAAGGUGAUUUGUUAAACUUUGAUGUGGAUUUCUUUGACAGGUUUGAUGUUGUAGUUGUCAGUUCUUGCUCACUUUCAACAAAAAUAUCAGUUAAUGAGAAGUGCCGCAGAUUGUCAAAACAGGUGAUUUUGCAGUGA